AUGCCUUUGAAGCUGGAACAGCUCGUUUUAUUCCAAGGCAAUGCUAAGACUAUUAUCACACCGUCUUCUAAUGAGAAGCUGGGGUAUGUCAAAGCCAAGUACGGCGUUCACUACACUGUCAACUAUAAGGAGAAAAAGAAGUCUGCGCAGGUUAUUCUGCCGAAGAUUCAUUUCGACCCGGCGGAUAGUAUUUUCAUCCCCGCUAAUAGGACCUGA
Molecule: messenger RNA, 216 nt
Organism: Penicillium waksmanii
Lineage: Eukaryota; Fungi; Ascomycota; Eurotiomycetes; Eurotiales; Aspergillaceae
Product: NAD(P)-binding protein
Exons: 2
Coding region: 1-216 (71 amino acids)
Source: RefSeq, a predicted model, not a curated record